ACCCCCAAUCUUAUUACAGUGAGUUUUCCCCUCUCUCUCUCUCUAAGCUUUCUCUCUCUUCACCCCUCAAACACAAAAGAAAAAUAAACAAAGGAGCAUGUUCAAGAAAGUGAUAUGAGAGAAACACAGUUAGCUUAUUUACGUAUGUAUGUAUAUAUGUGUAUAUAUAAUUUUGUAAUUUUCUUGCCUUGUUCCAGAAGGUGCUCUUUGUGGUUUGUCAAACAGGACCAGUGAAUUCUUUUGUUGGAGUAGGUGGGAAAGAAUUAUGAUGCAGAACAUGGUUCACCCUCAUCAAGACCAGCUUCCCAUUGAAGAACUCACGAGCCCCCUCGGAGCUCAAAUUUUCGAGUUUUGCGAGUCGGAGUUGUUUCCCGAAACGCUUCAAAAUUCCGAAGCUACCUCGACUUCAAAUGGCUGCUAUGAAGAGCACUCUUCCAAUCCAACACAUCUCCCCACAGAUAUGAACAAAUACAACAGUAGUACUGGUACAUUAGACAACGUCGACAUCGUCAACCAGGCGGCCACGACAGGCACCGCCGGCCCCUGUACUCCGCCCUCCGUGGCCACCGGCACCUGCAGCAGCAACCUGUCGACGUUCUUGGAGGAUCAGAUAGAAAACGACAUAUCGGCGUCCAUAGACUUCACACCUUCUCCAUCCUUCUCAGUCCCUCAUCAGCAGUACUUCGGCAACAGCAACAGCAAUCAAGAACCAUUCAGCAUGGCUUCCCUGAACAACCAGAUUUCGUCGCUGGGCGACGCGGUGGACGGGUCGCUGUACCCAGCAGUCGAGCGGCGGCCGAUGGUGGUGUCGCAGGUCUUAGGGCCACCACUUCCGGCGAGCCUGGAAGAGGAUUGCCUGCCUUCUGUGGGACAGACUAGUUACAUGCGCCUGAGGAAUUCCAGCACUUCGCCUGCCUGCUCGGGGCUUCUCGAUCCGAUGAUCGGGCCGUACUUGCCUACGGGCAGCAUGAGUGCUCCAUUUUCUGCUGAUAAUUCGGGGUUUUUUCUGGGAACUGAUAUGUCAAGCCAGGAGUUGGAAUUCCAGGGUGGUAAUUGUGGACUUUUCCUCCCUGAUUCCAUGGCAAGAGUCUUUAGUUGCUCCACCGGUGAUCUUCAGGCACUUAGCAGUGAGAGCCAACAUCUGGUGCAUGGGAGUGGAGGGUCAAGUCUGGCGUCAGAGAUAUCAAGCCUGGAAGAUCCUGCUGCCUUUAAGGUGGGCAAACUCUCUGUUGAAGAAAGGAAAAGAAAGAUCCAUAGAUACUUGAAGAAGAGAAAUGAAAGGAAUUUUAGCAAGAAAAUCAAGAACUCUUGUCGGAAAACACUUGCAGACAGCAGGCCCCGAGUUAGAGGGCGGUUCGCGAAGAACGAGGAACUCGGAAGAACAUCUGCUGCCAACCACGAAGACGACACGGACGAGGAUGUCACCCUGUUUUCCAACGCUACCAUACCUCACGACCAUCACCACAAGGUUAAAGAAGAAGAAGAGAUAGAGGGGUCAGAUAUAUUUGCACACAUAAGUGGAGUAAAUUCCUUCAAAUGCAAUUACCCCAUCCAAUCUUGGAUUUGACCUUAGUUUCUGGUGAACCCCUUUCACCCAAUUUUUGAAUCAGAAACAAUUAAUAUUAUCCUGAAUUUUAGAAGAAGGACACUAACAUAUGGGUGGAUUUAUUUCUCUUUUUUUUUUUUUUUUGGUUACCUUAAUUGGUAUUUUGAUAAUAGUUAUGUAGUUCUUGAAUUAAAAUCUAAUUAUUGUAUGUACCAUAAUGUGAUUGUCAUUGUGUAAAAUUUUAGCAAUUAAUUUGGUAGAAUUUCGAUUUGGAAAUAGUAAAAAUUGUUGUAAAUUUAUCG
Sesamum indicum (sesame) is the source of this 1848-nucleotide messenger RNA. The record is from RefSeq and is a predicted model, not a curated record. NCBI's taxonomy places the organism in Eukaryota, Viridiplantae, Streptophyta, Magnoliopsida, Lamiales, Pedaliaceae.